CUUUGGUUCACACCUCACAUUAUUUAUUAUACUAGAAAUAUAAGCCAUGAAUUCCUACACCUGCGCAGACCAUGGCGACUACUUCUGGAGUGCAGCCGAGAUACUCGAACACUUACGGGACCACCAUGCCAGCUUCAUCGGACAGCCGGGGCUUCCGGGUGUCAUGGACAGCCAUGGACACAUUUGGUAUUGCUUUGAGUGUGAAUCUCACUCCACCAAACAUCGAGGCUUUGAUUCGGACCAGGCCAUGCUGGAUCACCUAAAGCAGCGUCAUGGAAAUAUCAUGUCUUCUGUAUAUAUCAAUUAGCUUUUUACAGAUUAUCAGGAAUAUCCUAUAUUAUUAGUCAAUCAGCUAGCAGCUUAAAGACUUCCUACCUUGCAGA
Molecule: messenger RNA, 383 nt
Organism: Penicilliopsis zonata CBS 506.65
Lineage: Eukaryota; Fungi; Ascomycota; Eurotiomycetes; Eurotiales; Aspergillaceae
Exons: 1
Coding region: 47-307 (86 amino acids)
Source: RefSeq, a predicted model, not a curated record